This is a messenger RNA of Fonsecaea multimorphosa CBS 102226, 1011 nucleotides long. RefSeq lists its product as uncharacterized. The transcript has a single exon. Gene Ontology annotation, cellular component: kinetochore. The coding region runs from base 1 to 1011 and encodes 336 amino acids. Lineage: Eukaryota; Fungi; Ascomycota; Eurotiomycetes; Chaetothyriales; Herpotrichiellaceae. The record is from RefSeq and is a predicted model, not a curated record. Gene Ontology annotation, molecular function: nucleic acid binding.
AUGGGCUCCGAGGCCGCGAGCAACGAUGACGAGGACGAUUACAUGAACAUGACCUUCGAAGAAGACGCGGCGGCACACUCCUCCUCAAAGAAGAACGAAACCCUGACACAACGGAAAAAGCGGCUCGCCCGGGAAGCCGAGAUCAAAGGCCGGCCGAAGUCCAAGGCCGAACUCGCACAGGAGGAGCGCAAGAAGCGCGAGUCGGCACUGAAUACCACUACAUUGGACACUAGCAACAGAGGGUUCAAGAUGAUGGCUGCACUGGGCUACAAGCCAGGAAGCGCCCUGGGCGCAUCUCGUGGUGAGAAAGACGGUGAGAAAGAUGACCGUCUUCUCGAACCCAUCGGUCUGGAGAUGCGAGAGACCCGGUCUGGAAUAGGCGCCGACGCUGAAAAGAAGCGCAAGUUUAGAGAAGAGGUGGAGGCGCAGCAGGAGGCAGACAAGAAGAGGAAGGUCGAGGCCGGCGAGUUCCGAGAGCGGCAGCAGAAAGAACGUGAAGAGAAGAAGAUGGAGGGUCAAAUGUGGGCGGCGAUGAAGGUUUGCGAAAGGCUGGACGAAGAGGAUGACGAACUGGGACAACAGUCCGUCGAGGAUCGCAAGGUCGACGAGACUACUGCACAGCCAAGAAGAAGGUCGAAGCCGUUGAAGAGCGUCAACGUCUUGUGGCGCAGCCUCCUCAAGCAGAGAGCCAUCAAUGAACGGGAUCGAAGGAUGAGGUACGACCUCCAUCAGUCGCUGUCGAGACGGCCAGACUACAUCGAUCCCGAUGAAGAGAAAGAGGAUCAAAUGGCAAUGGGGAAGAACAAAGCGGAAGUGGAGGAGGUCGAUGUCGACCUGGACGAGGAAGACGAAGAGCUCACGGAGUUCGAGGCCCUCGAGGUGUCGGAGAGGUUGUCGAAGCUCGUGGCGUACCUCCGCGAGAGGUGGAACUAUUGCUUCUGGUGCAAAUACAAAUACCCGGACGAAAAGAUGGAGGGAUGUCCUGGGUUGACGGAGGCGGAUCACGACUGA